UUGGGUGCAGUGAAAAUUGUUAGUCUCUUUGCAGCUGGCGAAAUUUGGCUAUUUAGGUUUUGUUUUUCAGCAGUUUAAUUUAAAUAAAAAUGAUAAUGAUUUAAUAGUCCUAGCUGAUCUUCAGAAUGGGGACUUUUUUAGGAAGCAGCAAGGAUGUAAAAGGAUAUCCGAAUGGAAUAUAACCAGUUAUAAAGUCAUAAAAUGCAUAAGAAGAUGAUUACUUUCUCUGAAGACUUUUGAAAGAUGAACAGCUGAUUUCAAAACCAUUCAGUUCUUGGCACAGUGAUGUCCUCAUUUGGUAAUAUAAUUGAAAGAUGGAACGUAAAGAAUGCAGUUGGCAUUUCAGAACUAAUUCAUCCGAUGACCUCUGAAGAUUAUAACAUUUCACCUGUAAAAUCUGUUUCUACCAUAGUGGACUCAGCAUACAGCUCAUUCUCGGGUAGUUCAUAUUUUCCAGAUUAUCAAACAGCCUCCUUCCAAAAUGAUAGAUUUCAACUGAAUGAUGAGCAAGUGUCUUACAUGGACUCAGAGUAUGUGAAAGCUAUUUAUAACCCCAGUGCAACUGAUUAUAAUCUAUACUUGGAAGAUGGGUUAUCUAAUAUUGAGCAACAUGCAGAAAAUAACAGUUUAGAAAAUAACAGAGUACCACAAAUGUUGUCUUCUGAGCCUCCGAUCCCACCCACAAGACAUAGUAGCUAUAUUACGCACAAAAUCUUUGACAAGUCAAAGGGGGACCACUUUUGUUAUGGGAAUCAAUUUAGCCAGCAAGUUAAAAGGGGUCCUUCAGGUGAGUUCAUGUCAAUAUCAGAUCACAAACCUGUUAACCACCAUGGCCAUUGGCACACAGAGGAACAAGAGAGGACACUGGGGAAAGUAAACAAAGAGUAUAAUCUAUCACAUGACAUGGAAAGAAAAGACAAUAAUUAUUACCCAAGGCAUUCAUUUUUUCUACAGUCAGAAAGCUAUUGUAAGGCACAAGAUGAUUUAAAAAGAAAAAAGUGUCUCUCUGAGUAUGAAAUCCAAGAACAAAAAAAUUCCAAAACCUCUACCACCUUGUAUGAUGAGUUCAGUUGCACCUAUGAAAAUAAACACUAUUCUCAUAUGAACAAAAUCAACAAAGAGAUGCUUAAAGAAAUGCAUCUCCAAAAUAGAAACAAUGAGGAUGUCCAAAUGAUUUCUUACCCCACGGAUCACUUCAUUGGCCACACAGAAACUUGUUUAAAGCAAGGAGAAAUAAUUACAGGUGUACAAAACACAAAAUCUUCACUUAGUGAGUUUAUUCCAGAAAGUUCAAGUGUUUCUGAGAAUAAAUCUGAAUGCUGCAUUUCAAAGCCAGUAAAUGAAACACAUCGUUAUAGUUUUGAAGGAACCGUCAGCAUGGAAUCAGGGGAUCUGGAAAUCCAUAAGUCUCACAAAACACAAAAGUUUCCCUUGUCCCAGAGUAUUAAAGACAGAGAUUCUGGUAUGAAACCUAAACCACACCAUAUACGAUCUAGCCAAGUAUUUUAUUGUGGGCCUAAUGAAGAUUUGUUUACACAAACCUCCAGAACUUUGAACCAAGAAAAUGAAGUUCAUGAAGGCACUAAAACUCUUAACCUUAGAAAAGAUGCUGCAAGAAAAUCUCUUCCUCUGUUAUCCAGACAGCAAGAGCAGGUAAAGACUAAAAGACAAUCCUUAUACGAUUUGACUUGUGAGAAAAUUACCAAAGCGUCUACACCCAUGCUUUAUCAUCUUGCUGGGGGAAGACAACUUUUAAAAAGCACAAUUCCUGUUAAGCCACAGUUUGAGACAAAUUCUGAAAACAAGGAAUUCCAACUAGUGUCAAACUCUUCUAUACCACACCACACAGAGGUCCAAAUCAACAGCAAACACCUUAACAAACAAAAAAGCCAAUCACAGCUUGAUGAUCACUUUAGCAUUCACUGUAGAGAUGAUGUAAGCUCAGAGAAUAUAAGUCCUUCAGCAGAAGAAUGUUUGAUGCAUGAUUAUAGAGAGAAGCUUAAGGUUGCUCAGAAGAAAGUUUUAAGAGAAACCUCUUUUAAACGAAAGGAUUUACAAAUGAGUUUGCCUUGCAGACUAAAACUCAAUCCUCCAAAAAGACCUUCAAUAGAUCACUUUCGAUCCUUUUCUUUGUCAAGUGCAAAUGAAGAUUCAAAAUCUAUCCAUGCUGGAAGCUCAGUUGAUAGUAGUUACAAAAAAGAUGAACCUGAAAAGCCGAUUGUUUCUCGAAUUGGGGGAAGAAAAAGAAUCACAAAAGAGCAAAGGAAACUAUGCUAUUCAGAACCAGAGAAACUGGAUCAUGUCGGUGUUCAUAAUUCUGUUUUUGAAUGGGAAGAGAAAGGUAAAGAUUUAAGUCAAAAUGAGAUAAAAGACUCUGCUGAGAUUUCAAAACAGAAAAAGUCUUUAGAUCAUAAAGAACGAGCACUUUCUUCUUCAAAUAUUUCCAAAACGGAACUGAAACAAAUUCAACAUAAUGCACUUAUUCAGUAUAUGGAGCGAAAGACAAAUCAAAGGCCCAAUAGUAGUCAGCUUAUGCCAAUGCAGACCUCAAAUGAAGCAGAACUGAGCGAAGUUCCUCAAGAAUACUUAUCUAGGAGAUCAACUGGAGCCUCAUCUUCUUAUGAUGCAACAGUGACCUGGCAAACCAGAUUUGUAAAAGCUCCAUUUCUUGGAGACUCUGUACCAAUACUGGAUCCAUCUGUCGUAACAAAAUAUACGAGUCACCUUGAUCAAUGCACUUUGGAGGACAACCAUAAAUACUCUCAAAAGUCUCAUCUAUCUAUGAACCAAAGAAAAUCAAGUCAACAUAGUCAGGUCUAUACUGGAACCGUCAUUUUUUCAGAGCUUGCACCGUGCAGUAAUCAUGGUAACAGAUUGGUUGUAACAGAAAACAGUAUCACCACAGACCUGGAGAAUAAUUGUGCAGUGAGAAGCAGAGGGAAGUCAAUGGAGGAAAUAGGAACCACAGACAAAGUAAGACUUUCUGUGUUGAGCCAAAGCUCUGAUCAGCUUUACCACAAAAAAGAGUCUGUGACGCUGCCAAGGGUAGAAAUUGUAAACAACACAGCUGUGAUUUAUCAAGACAAAGUUCAGGCCAGCAGUGCAGAUGACCCCGGAAAGCUGCCCAGACAAACAAGUGAACAGGAUUUGUUGGGGCCUCAUGGAUCAGAUGUUGCAAACUUGGCACAAGAAAUACAUUCCGGGCCUUUAAGUGCUACUAACAGUUUCUCAAAUACAGAUAAUUCCAGCUAUGAACCUUCAAAGUUUCACACUGGGGCUCCUAAGCAAUCACAGUUUUUGCAAGCAGAAGAUGAGAUCUUCGUUCACAAGAUUAUCACUGGACUGGAAAUGCAUAGUACGUCUUCCCUUACUACUCAGGAAGAUACCAUUAAUGCACUACCACAGGGGGAAGAGACCACCUCAUCCAUCACUAACUUGCUAUGCCUCAAUCAGUCUGGGAAGACAGAGAAUCAUUCUACGCUGAGCACAGAAGCAUAUGAAAAUGAUGAUCUAAGGAACGUAGAAAUCUACACAAAUACCCUUUCUGAAAGUUCACAAGUCAGUAAGUUGUCUGUGUCUAGAACAGACAAUACAGACCUUGAUGCUGAAAGAGAAGAAAUCAGAUCAGCUGAUACUAAUUCAUGCAACUCACAGCAGGAGGAAUUAUGCUGUACCCAGCCUAGCCAGGAUAACCCAGUAAACUGCUUACAAGCAUUGCACUUGCCUUUUGGCCAGUUUGAUGAAAAGGACAAAGUAACAGUGUUGGAAUCCGAGGCCAACCGGCAGAUGAGCAGUGAUCCAGAGAGGGAGGAGGAUUUGCCUACUGGAAAGUUGAAAUCUCCUGAGGAUGAGAGACAUGAAGAGUUAGUUAAAGAGAUCGUUGCUAAAGACAAAUCUCUGGCUGACAUACUUAACCCUCUUCCUGUAAGAGAAUCUGCAAUGGAUCUCAUGAAAAGUCUUUUCCCAGUAGAUAUGUCUGCAAUAAAAGAGGCCAGAAAUCGACGACUUCCUAGAAAAGACGAUCAAAUAAAUCCAUUAAACAAGGAGAUUCUAGAAAGCACACCAAAAUUACCUUCUAAAACUUUAUUGCUGCUUCAGAAAAAUUAUGUCAAGAAGUCUGACUGCGAAGGUGCUUAUGACAUUACCACCAAGAAAAUGGAGCUGGUUUCAGAUAUCAGCUCAAAGCUAGAAAAUCUCUGUGGACAAAGAGAGCUGCUUCAGUGGGAUAUCACUGAAAAUGUUACUUAUGGCCAAGAUAUGGAGGUGGUGGUAAAAGAAGUCUGCAAGCCCAAUGAGUAUGAGCGCUAUAUGAUGUUUAUUGGAGAUCUAGAGAAAGUGGUGAGCCUGCUCUUUUCACUGUCGAUGAGACUGGCUCGUGUUGAAAAUGCUUUAAGCAAGGUCGACGACAAUACAGAUGCUGAAGAAGCACAAUCCCUUAAGGAACGUCACAGCAUCUUGUCUCGGCAGAGAGAAGAUGCCAAAGAUUUGAAGGAGAACUUGGAUCGCCGAGAACGAGUGGUCACAGGUAUCCUCGCCAAAUAUCUGAGUGAGCAUCAACUUAAGGACUAUAAACACUUUGUAAAUCUGAAGACGUCUUUCCUCAUUGAACAAAAAGACCUUGAUGAGAAAAUAAAAUUUCACGAGGAGCAGUUAGAGAGUCUUCACAACAGCAUUUCUUCUUAAUAAACAAAAUACAGCAAACUUUAUGUCACUUUCUGCCAUGACUAAAGGUCCCUCAGGGCUCUGUAUGAAUUCUAUCUAUUGGUGUUGAUUAUGCUGCUGCUAAGACAUGAUUAAUUCUAAAUGUAGGUUGGACAUGUGUGACAGUGUUAAUCAGACAAAAAAAAAACAUAAAACUGACUGACACAAAAAAAAGGAGGAGAAAUGUGGAUACAAUCGUGUGCCUUUUUGGAUGUUACCAUUGUUUUGUCUGUAUCAGUGUUGUUACAAGAAAGAGUUUGUAGCCAUUGUUUGGUUCUUGUUUGGACAACAUAAUUUCAAUAAAAAAUAUAUUCUUUACGUGUAAAAGUUCUGAACUAUUGUGUAUUAGUGUGGACAUUGUUAAAUUGACCUCAUCUGUUUUUUAGACUUUUUAAAAAGUGUUUAUGUAUGGUAUGUUUGAAUAUUUAUUAUUUUAACUACAUAUUAUGUGAAAUAUAAUUAGAUGUAAUUGCUCAAUUUAGACAGAGGCCUCAUCGCUUCAGUAAUUUUUUUUGAUCAGCAAUAAAUUUAAAGUAAAAAAACAAUGCUGCCACUAGCAAGUCACACAACAAACAGGCACCAAUAUGGCCACCAGCAACAUAAUAAAUUCCAUUGUGGUAAUGACAAAUUUUGGCCCACUAAUACCUUGUAUGUUACCUUUUGCUUAAUGUACAUAUGAUUUUUAUGUAAAGAAUACCUACUUAGGUCCUAUAUACCUGACACACUUCACUCACAGAGUAGAGUUGCUCUUGAACCUAUUAAAAAAAACAGCGGUAAUGAGCAAACACUUUUCAAAUUAAAGGGACAUUAAACUCAACGCAUUGCUAUCAUGUAUUUAAAAAAAAUAAUUUAAAAUUUGUAUUUAUUUUUUUGAAGUUAACCCUGUUUAUAUAGAAACUAACUAAAAGUGUAUAUUUGUACACAACAAGCUUUAAUACUAAAUAUUCCCUCUUUGCAGGUGCAAAAAAAAAAAAACCUCAUCACUUUAGUUUGCAAAGUAUGCACUUAAAAGUGAAAGUUAUCCAACAAUUCCAAGCUCUCAUUAUAAGGUCAAAGUUUAAAUAUCUUAGGAUAAAACUGAGAUCCAUUGUAGGUACACACACAUAUAUAUUUGAAAUCCAUUUUAUUCAAACGGAGGAAUUUUUUUUUUUUUUUAUAAAUAAACCAUAACAUGCAUUGAAUAUUUUAAGAAUAAGAAGUUUUUAGAGAGGUGGGGCAUAUAACAAGGCAUUUAAGUUAUUAUAUGUGUUGGGCCAUAUCUUAUGUUGUCAACUGUAUUUUAAUUUUUAAUACUGUAAAUAAAUAAAUUAUUAGUAUCCCAGAA
This is a messenger RNA of Bombina bombina (fire-bellied toad), 6025 nucleotides long. RefSeq names its product shroom family member 1 (gene SHROOM1). Gene Ontology annotation, cellular component: cortical actin cytoskeleton; adherens junction; apical plasma membrane. Gene Ontology annotation, biological process: actin filament organization. The record is from RefSeq and is a predicted model, not a curated record. NCBI's taxonomy places the organism in Eukaryota, Metazoa, Chordata, Amphibia, Anura, Bombinatoridae. The transcript has 8 exons. Gene Ontology annotation, molecular function: actin filament binding. Bases 286 to 4683 code for a protein of 1465 amino acids.